Molecule: messenger RNA, 1548 nt
Organism: Durusdinium trenchii
Lineage: Eukaryota; Dinophyceae; Suessiales; Symbiodiniaceae
Source: the annotation of a GenBank genome assembly
AUGCCCGACAGCCCCAGGUUGUUGCAAGAGAAGCGGGUCUUGGCGGAGAUCCAAAGCCUUCAACGACAGAGAGAAGAGAUAUUUGCAUUUGGAGGGGAUGACAAGGGCGGAGAGAUGCGGGAGGAUCUUGCGGAGGACCACACGGAAUUCCACGAUGAGGCCGCACUGAAAAUGGUUUCUGAAUUGAACGUGCAGGUGGUCGUUUUGGAGUUCCGGCCUCCGGCAGAUGGAGACGCGGAGAAACUCUAUGGGGCAUGUUCUCUGAAUAAGUUAGAGGAGCUUGAAACGCUGUUGAAGGAGCCUUUGCAUCCUGAAGCGCUUAAGCCAAAAUCAUUGGAACAUGCUGUCCGUGCUGCUGUUGGCGCUUCGCAUUGGGAUUGCAUCGCUUUGUUAUUGGAAGCUGGAACAAAGACGAUUGUGGACUUGGUUUUCCCCCGUCAUCAAGCUGCUUUGGCUUUGGCGGAGGUCUUCCCAUCGCCACAGACCCGCAAGCGGCAUUCAGCCUUGAUGGAAGAAUUGCUGGAGAAGAUGGAGGAUCUGAACUCUAGGAUGGCUGAGGAGUCCUACGCAAGGCCUGAUUGGGAACCUGUGGUGAGGGUCCCUGUGGAGCCGGUCGUCAGGAGACCCGCUUGGGAACCAGUGGUGAGGCCACCUGUUGUGGAGCCAGUGGUCAGGGCACCUGCGCCGCCAUUUGUUCCUGCAGAACCGAUGGGAAGGAGGAUCCCGCACCCUGAGCCGGAGAUGAGGUCUCCAAGCCGAGGUAGGGAGAGGAGCCCAGCGGGCCUUACCGUGAAAGCCCGCAUCGCCCGACAGCUGGCAGCGAAGCUGGAUGCUUCUGUGCGGCUCUUCGGCACACGGAUCCGCGAUGUGGAGACUUUCCACCAGGCUGCCGAUGGUCAGUUCAAAGGAAGCAGAUACGGAAAGGUGCCACGGCACUUCGUGCCCAAUCGCGUCAUCGACCGCUUCGAGCUGAGUGAAGCCCUACGGCGCCUGGACAUUUUUGCCACGCCCCAGGACGUCGAUCAGUUGAUCUCCACGACAUCUUCAGUGGCGCUGGAAGAGCUCUUUGAGAUCCUUCAGCAGGUUCUGUGGCGUGCGAUCGCGAAAUUCACCAUAUGGUUCGACGAAGCCACUCAGAGGCCAGAGGAGGAGCUCCCACUGCCCCAGAAUGACAUCAAGGGCUAUUCUUUGCCGGGCACUGGCGUGGUUGCGGUGAGCGCAGACCCCUUGGCUGAAAGCUUCUACAAUUCUACAGCUGUCCGUUUUGCAUCGGUUACUCUCGCCUUGGUCGCCCACACAACUGCCACCAGCGAGCCAGAAGCAGGAGAGCGAAUUUCCACACUGGAAGACCGCAAAGAAGAGAAGGACCACAAGGCCUUCUUUGCGGCGAGCCGGACAGUUGAGCCAGCCGACGAUGAGACCAGUGCGGGCACUGCGCAAUCACCGCAUGACACGGACUCCGAGCCGUCAGAGGUGGAUGAGAGGCACAUGCCACACUUCGGUGGGGAAGGCAACGCCUUGGCGGGACCUGGAACUUGCCAAUCUUGA